Molecule: messenger RNA, 1036 nt
Organism: Mucor mucedo
Lineage: Eukaryota; Fungi; Mucoromycota; Mucoromycetes; Mucorales; Mucoraceae
Exons: 3
Coding region: 6-938 (310 amino acids)
Biological process (GO): regulation of transcription by RNA polymerase II
Cellular component (GO): nucleus
Molecular function (GO): RNA polymerase II cis-regulatory region sequence-specific DNA binding; DNA-binding transcription factor activity, RNA polymerase II-specific; protein dimerization activity
Source: RefSeq, a predicted model, not a curated record
AAGAAAUGGAUGCUUCAUCUGAAUACCCCACAGCACCCACUAUCAAUCUAUACAACAUUCAUUUACAACAGCAACAACAGCAUCAUCAUCACCACCAUCAACAGCAGCAGCAGCAACAGCAACAGCAACAGCAGCAACAUCAGCAUCAAAUACGUCAUCCAGGACACUCGUUACACUCCUACGCACCACAACAAGACCCAUUCUGUGAUCCCAGUCCAUCACCUUCUUCUUCCGGUGCAGGAAUGAUGUGGGAAUCACAUCAUAAAAAGAGAGAGAGUAAGGCAUCGUAUAUUUUAUCACCUCCCCAAGAUGAGUUUCGGCCACAACCUAAUUAUGGAUCGCAAGCAUCAAUGUAUUAUGAUAAAUCUUCUUCUUCAGCAGCAGCAGCAGCGGCGGCGGCGAGUCAUGGAUUCUAUCAACAUACAUCUACACAUCAUGGAUUGAAAACAGAAGAUACAGCUUCUUUGUUUAUUGACAGUAGUAUGAAUCGACAACCUAUCAUGACGAUGCAUACCCGAGAAGAAAACAUCAGUCAAUCUUCAUCGGCUCCCUCUACUUGCUCCAACUUGGACAAAAAGAGUCGCGAUACGGAGAAAUCCACCUGUGCUAAAGAAGCGCUUAAAAAGAGUGGCGUGCUUCAACAUAAUCAUCGACCUGUGGUAGAGAAAAAAAGAUACCGUCGAGAAUCACAUAAUGCUGUUGAAAGAAGAAGACGAAACAAUAUCAAUGAUAAUAUCAAGAGUUUAGGCCAACUGUUACCUGACAAUAUGUGUGAAGGCAAAUUAAACAAGGGCUCAAUAUUAAAAGGAUCGGUCGUCUAUAUCCACAUGUUGAACGAACAGUUAUCACAAUACAAGGAAAGGCUUGAAACCCUUCAAUAUGAAGCUGCUCAUAUAUCCACCACCAACACCAACACCACCACCACCACCUCUAUUUAAUUCUCCCCCUUUUUUGCAUAAAUAUAUUCUUGGCCCUGUUAUUAGAAAAUCAUGUAUCACAAAUAAACUUUUUUCAUAAAAAAACCCCAACUCUUUCU